This is a messenger RNA of Symbiodinium sp. CCMP2592, 6114 nucleotides long. The record is from the annotation of a GenBank genome assembly. NCBI's taxonomy places the organism in Eukaryota, Dinophyceae, Suessiales, Symbiodiniaceae.
AUGUCGGCCGCCGUGGCAGCGGCCGUUCUGCCGUCGCAGCCUUCGAGGCCUGCUCCUCGGCCAACGCCUGGGCUGCGGAGACCCCCGGGGCUGACGCGGGCUUUCCUUGCCGAGGCGGUGGCUCUGGGGCUCCACCCUCUUGCUUUGCGUCGCUUCCUCCGCGCUUGUCAGCGCCGCCCAAAGCGGAGCUUCCGAAUCAACGGCUGCCGCUUCGAUCGCAGAAACGGGCAGGAGUUUCUAGAGGGCCUGCGCCGCGACGGCUUCCGUCCCAGCCCGGCCCCCUGGUGUGGCGAUGGCUUUCUUCUCGAGGACGAGGACGGCUUUGCCUCCCUGAGUUCCUUGCAGCUCUCCGGCGCCGUCUACCUCCAGGAGCUCGCGUCCAUGCUGCCGGUGCAGGUGCUUUGGUCUCAGCUGCCGCGAACUGGCGACCUGCGCUGCGUGGACCUGUGUGCUGCACCGGGCUCCAAGGCGACGCAGCUUCUCACAUUGCUUCGCCUCCAAGGAAGCCUGAGCUCUCCGUGUUUGCUGGUGGCGAACGAUUCCCAGCCGCAGCGCUCCGAUGUACUUCGCUGCAACGUCGUUCGGUCAGGUGUGGCCGAGGACUGCCUCAUACUUCAGGAGUCUGGGCAAUGCCUCGGCGACCUCGCACCGGGCUGCUUCGAUGCCGUACUCCUGGAUGCUCCAUGCAGUGCCGAAGGCAAUCUCCGCAGGUAUCCCGAGGUGCUGGACCGCAUUCUGUCUGAGGGCUACCAGCACAGUGUCCGCUCCAAUGCCGAAGUCCAGUGGGAACUGCUACAGAGUGCCUGGAAAUUGCUUCGCCCCGGAGGUACCUUGGUCUACUCCACUUGCACUUUGAAUUCACAGGAGAACGAGGCCCCAUGCUUCCGGCUGCUGCGGUUUGAUCCCUCCGCAGAGGUUGUCGAUCUCAGGCACAGCCUUGGACUUGAAAUGGAUGCGACGGGAACAAAGGAGGGUUUUCUGCGAGUGUGGCCACAAGCAUUUGACACCAUGGGCUUCUUCGUGGCCUGCUUCCGGCGACAGCGGGAGCCAGGCAGCCCACGCAGCUACGACCAAAAGCUGGCUGUGGACUGGCUCCGCCCGAUGCAGGCUGCAGAGAUCCGACGCGUGCGCGAAGGAGCUGAAGCUGCUGGUGUAACGUGGCCCAUAUCCGAUCACUCCGAGCGGGUCAUCGUCAGCAAGGACGGAGCGGCCUUCCUGCUGCCUCGGCUGGAGGGCCUGCCGCGCGCCCUGCUCCUACGCUGUCCUCGCCCUGGCCUCUGCGUGGGACCCGACCACGCAGAGCUGCGACUCGCCACGGCCACUCACUUGGACGCCGAGGGGUGGGCAGAGCUGAACGCCUCGCAGGGUGGAGGCCUCGGAGCGUUCGGGGCUUUGAUGGACCUCCGUGCCAGAAAAGGAGAUGUGAGAGGAGCAGAGGAAGUUCUUGUGCAGAUCAGGCAGCAGCGGAUGAAGCCGGACCUGAUUUCCUACAAUACACUCCUCAAGGCUUAUGCUGCUGUCAAAGACUGCAAGGGCGCAGUGCGGAUCCUUGCGUCCAUGCGAAGCGCCGCUGUCCGGCCUGACAAUGCCAGCUUUUCGACGGCCAUGCAGGCAUGCGUGGCGGCAGGAAGGAGCAAAGCGGCCGAACAACUUUUAGCAGACCUGCGCAGCGCACGGCUUCAACCAGACCUGAUGACGUGCACUACUCUUAUUCGCUCUUAUGCUGCUGAUUCGCGACGCAGGGACGCAGAGGCACUUCUGCAGCAAAUGGAUCUUGAUACCUUGCAGCCGGACGUGGCGUGCUACACAGCCUUGAUGGACCUGUAUGCUUCUUUGAGGGAUCGAGUGGCAGCAGAAGGGCUGCUCAACAACAUGUCCGCGGCCCCUAACGUCGUCACCUAUGGGGUGCUGCUGAAGCUUUAUGCAGCAGAGGCUGACGUUGAGCGCGCGGAGGACACGCUUCGCACCAUGCGGCGAACAUCGCUUCAGCCGAACUUCUUGUGCUACACAGCCCUGUUGAGUGCCUAUGCAAAAAGAGGUGAUAGUCUUCGGGCAACUGGGCUGGCCGAAGAACUGCAAUCAACCCGUGUGCAACCGGAUGUCGUCAUGCAAAGCUCGCUGAUACUCGCCCACACUCGUGCUGGCGACCUACAGGGUGCUGAGGAAGUGCUGAGGGGCAUGGGCGCCUGGGGACUGCUGCCCAAUGUGGUGUGCUUUGCGACUCUUUUGGAUGGCUACGCCCGGACAGGCGAUGUGCCCAAUGCCGAGCGAGUGCUGGGAAUGCUGCGCUCCCGCGGGCUGCAAGCGAACGUGGUCGUGGCCUCCGCCAUGGCCAAGUGCCGGGCCAACGCCGGCGACUUCGCAGGAGCCACGGAGGAGCUGCGCCGGCUCCCCUCGGCCGGCCUCGUGCCAAACCAGCGCCUUCGACAGGGCUUUGUGUUUUGGCUCGAAAUCUCAGGGCCGGUGACGCCGAAGCAGCUGCGAGCAAGGACGCACAGCAUCUGUCCGCAGUCCUGCGCCAAUAUCAUGUGCAUGGCGCAGGAGCGCACACAGCCGCGUUUCUUCAUCCGGUUGAUAUAUGCCACGACGGAUGGUUCCAACAUCUUCACGCCCGAGUACCUGAAGCGGAUUAAGCACAUCGAAGACAGGCUCGAGACCUUGCCGGGCUACCGGCGUUUCUGCCUCGCUGACGGAAACGGUCGCUGUGUGCGGCCGCUGUCGGCGGUCAACUAUUUCUUUGCCAGCAUGGAUGCAAGCACAGGCACCAUCACGCCUAAUGGUCGAGGAGAACACCUUCUUCCCAUUCAGGCGAUCUUAGCGAAUCUUGGCACUAGCAACUCCUACUUCGUGGAUAGGUACUUCGGUGUCUCUUCGGGUCAGCUGAAAAGUGCUCUCGAGGGCAACAUUACUCGCAGCGUCCUCCGCUUCGGAUUGCCCCUAAGGGGCUUUCAGAACACGGAGGACCAUCGACAGGCUGAGAUGUUCGGGGAGUUCGUCAGGGACCAGCUCCGGCCCUACUUGAUAGAAGCAUCCUCGGAGAAGCUGCGCGUCUACUUUUACGGGGACCAGGUGACCCAGUUAGAGGUCGAGUCGGCAGUGUGGCACGAUGCCACGUAUGCCAUCGGGUCUUUGCUCUUCAUAUUUAUCUACUUAGUGUUCUACCUUAGGUCUGUCGUUCUGACCGUCAUGGCCUUGUUCUGCAUAGCUCUGUCAUUUCCCAUAUCGUACGCUUGCUAUUGCUUUGUUUACGGUCACGGCAAGAUGAUUGCGAUCAACUUCUUGUCUUUCUUCGUCGUUCUUGGUGUAGGUGCAGAUGAUGUGUUUGUAUUGCAUGAUGUGUGGGUCCUUUCUCGGCGCCACGGCACCGGUGAGAUGGCCCUGGCGCGGCGACUGUGGUCGAUGUACUGCAAAGCUGGAAUGGCGAUCUUCGCGACAUCUGCCACGACGGCCGCGUCCUUCUUUGCCAACCUGGCCAGUUCCAUUGGUCCCUUGCGGCAAUUCGGCUUCUUCAUGGGCACUUGCAUCACGGUAAAUUGGAUCCUUGUUGCGGUGAUGUACCCGCUUAUCCUGGUGAACUACGAACGUUCCACCUGCAAAGGAGCCCUCAUCGAAGCCGAGCAGUCCUCGCCCAUGGAGGAGCAGCUGGUCGAGAGCUGCCAAGGAACAGACCUGGACGUGGAGGAUGGCUCCGCCGGACGCUCUCCAGGGGAUGUCGUCCGGCGAGCCUCCUCGAAGGGCAGCCUCGGAGGUGGCCUUGCAGUUAAGAUGCUGGCAUUCUGCGUCAGCUUCCUUGGCAUUGGCGGGAGUGUCUAUGCUCUUCACUCAGCUGUUCGCAACCUGCGCCCUUCGAACGGUCUGCCAAAGUUUUUCCCCGAGGACAGCAAUCUCGGCGGAUUGCAGGAGCUUCAGAUGCGCUUCGGCAACGAGACAAGCAUUGAGUCGACGGAGCUCAAGCUUUGCCAUGGCAGGGCGCAGGAUGCCAAGCUUGUCUGCGACGGGGAGAGCAGCGGGCCAACAGCGACCGUGGCACCGCCAACAGAGCCACCGCCGCUUCACCUGCCGGGGCCCGGCGGCGGCUCGAUGCCUUGGCCGCCCUCGCCGCCCUCGCCGCCUCGGCCGUUGCCGCCAUCACAAAAACACCCUCAGCCUCAGCCACAUCCACAGCCGACGCUUCGGCCAGUCGCACCUUCUGAGAGGCCUUCGCCUUCGCCUGCUGCCGCAGCCCCAGUCGCCGCGAAAGGCUUCGACCUGCAGCUCGAGGUGAAGGGCCACUCCAUUGCGGACAUCCAGGAGUUUGAGGAUCUCGUGCGAGACCAGAUCGUGGAGAGCUUGCGGCUUUCGCCCGAAGACCUCAGCUUCAACAUCAAGAAGCUUAAGGUCCUGGACGGUCGCCGCCUGCAAGAGGGCCAAUACGAGGUGACUCUUCAUUUCCAGCACGUCACCCCAGAGAAGGAGCGAGAGAUCCGGGAGUAUCUUCGCCAGCAUAAGGAUCUGCUUUCCCUCCUCGGAGCCGAAGCGCCCACGGCGCCCACACCAACCCAGAAGCCACACCCACCGCAGCCGCAGGCACCUCUACACCCGCCGCAUGCAACCCAUGCAAGCCCACAGUCCCCGCAGCCCCCAGUUACAAAACCCUCUUCCACUCGCCAACCGGCUGCAACAACUUCACCACCAACCCGUGGUCCGGCAACAUCACAUCCGGAAGCACCACACACGCGACGUACCACCAUUCCUCCAACACAGUCGAAGCUGACCACGUUGCCGUCAGCUGUGCCUGCAACAUCCACAUCAGCAAAGCUUGCGCCCGCAACUACAGCAGUGUCCUCGAAGUUAAGGCCCAGCACGACUUCCACGACGUCUUCCACAGCAAUGCAGCUCCAUCUCCAGCCGCGGGGAAUGCCUCACGACCGUCAGGCCGUGAUCCACGUUCUCUUGGGUGUGCGAGAGGUGACCGGGGGCCUUGGCAGCGCCUACGCCUACGAGCUCGACGAAAGCUUCGACUUGUCUCGCCGGGAGGCGCAGCUGGCCAUCGUCGAAUUCUGCCAGCGCUUGCGACAGGAAGCACAGCUCAAGGUUGUCAAAGGGCAGUGGAGCUGCUGGCCAUCGAAGUUGAAGGACUUUCUGCUGCGAAGAGGAGAGCAGUUCCCCACGUAUGCAAUAUGGCCGGCUGUACAAAACUUUCUGGCCCAGGUAAGGGGUGAGGCGGACCACGUGGGUUUCGCCGAGGAUGGCAGCGUAUCCUGGGUGCAGCUGGACUACCGCGUGGAGUUCGACAUUUGGAGCUCAGGGCGCCAGGUCCAGCCCUACAUGGACCUCUGGGAAGACACCGCCAAGCGUGUCUUUAACGAGGUUACACAGAAGUACAGGGGCUCCGAGAACUGUUUGGGAAUGCCGUUGCCGCUGUCUGACCUCUUCCAGCGGGCGGAGGCAGAGAAUCGUGUCGUGAACUCCGCGCUGUCCUCGUGGAUCGUCAGUGUGGCUUGUGCUUUGGUGGCGCUAGGGGCCUUCACGCGCAGUCUUUGGCUCUCCGGCAUCGCCUGCUUCGCGAUGCUGUCCACUGCGGCUUGCAGCCUGUUCUUCAUUACGAACAUCUUUCAGUGGAGAUUCGGGCUGAUGGAGGCAGUGUCGCUCAUCAUUUUCUGCGGCUUCUCCGUGGACUAUCCCUUGCACGUGGUGCAGGCGUAUGUCCAAGAACGUAGCAAAGGCUCUGGCGUCCGUCGAGCACUUCGAGAAGUCGGGGGAGCAGUGGCAUCAGGCUGCGCGACGACUUGUGGAGCGGCCAUGUUUUUGCUUUUUUGCCAGAUUCGCAUCUUCACGCGAUUUGGACAGGUGCUAGUCGUCAACAUGUUGUUCGCCCUCGUUUUCGCAUUGGUCUGGAUUCCGGCAGCUCUUGAACUGUGCCGCAACGUGCAGUGUAGGAGGCGCAAGACGUCAGCCGCGGCAUGCCCGGCAGAUGGCGAAGAAGGCUACGCUCUGGGACUUCUCGGAGGGCGGCCCACUCAAGGCGCGGCCAUGAAUGGAGGGGUGUCAGCAGGAGCCUCGUCCAGAUCGCCUGAGCGCAUCAUGAUGGAGCUCGAUGGCUCCAGUCAAGGCUUCUCGGCCCUUCAAGGCUAG